Messenger RNA from Xyrauchen texanus (razorback sucker), 1703 nucleotides. Its product is annotated as voltage-dependent calcium channel gamma-7 subunit-like. The record is from RefSeq and is a predicted model, not a curated record. Gene Ontology annotation, cellular component: AMPA glutamate receptor complex; postsynaptic density membrane. Gene Ontology annotation, molecular function: channel regulator activity; voltage-gated calcium channel activity. Gene Ontology annotation, biological process: postsynaptic neurotransmitter receptor diffusion trapping; neurotransmitter receptor internalization; positive regulation of synaptic transmission, glutamatergic. Bases 121 to 1161 code for a protein of 346 amino acids. The transcript has 6 exons. NCBI's taxonomy places the organism in Eukaryota, Metazoa, Chordata, Actinopteri, Cypriniformes, Catostomidae.
GAGAGAGAGAGAGAGAGAGAGAGAGAGAGAGAGAGAGGGGAACUUUUGCCGGGCACCCUGGUGUGAGGCUUGUGCCUGCGCGCUCGCUGCACACUCGUCAGUUCCACGCGCACGGGCAGGAUGAGCUCUUGCAGCAGCAGGGUUCUGACUCUGCUCUCCACAGUGUUUGGGGCGUGCGGACUGCUGUUGGUGGGGGUUGCCGUGGCGACAGAUUAUUGGCUGCUGAUGGAGGAGGGCAUCGUACUGCAGCAGAACCAAACAAUCGAUGUCAAGAUGGCAUUGCACUCUGGCCUCUGGAGAGUAUGUUUCAUAGCAGGUUCAGAGAAAGGUAGAUGUGUCGCCUCUGAGUAUUUUACGGAACCAGAGAUUGAAAUUACAACAGAAAACACAGCAAAUAUCCUCAAGAUGGUGAGGACAGCUACGCCCUUCCCUAUGGUGUCUCUUCUCUUUGUGUUCAUGGCCUUCAUCAUCAGUAACGUGGGCCACAUCCGUCCACAACACACCAUUCUGGCUUUCAUUUCUGGAAUCUUCUUCAUCCUCUCAGGGCUUAGUCUGGUAGUGGGGUUGGUGUUGUAUAUCUCCAGUAUCAAUGAUGAAGUAAUGAACAGGCCGCGGGAGCCAGAGCAGUUCUUCAGCUACCGAUAUGGCUGGUCCUUCGCGUUUGCUGCCAGCUCCUUCCUACUCAAAGAGGGUGCUGGUGUGAUGUCUGUGUAUCUCUUUAUGAAGCGUUAUGCAGAAGAAGAGAUGUACCGGCCUCAUCCAGCUCUCUAUCGUCCCCGCCUUUCUGAGGUCAGUGACUACAGCGGCCAGUACCUGCACCCAGAGACCUGGCCUCCCCCCCAGCGAGUACGGAGUGCCUCUGAAAUCUCUAGUGACAUUUCCAUCCAGCUCACUCAGAACCCCCAGCCCCCACCAAAGUCCAGUGUCCAGCAGAGCACAUCAUCUCCGAGAAUCCCCACUGCUUCUAGGCCCAACUCUGGAGCUGGUUACCAGCUGUCAUUGCCAGGUUCUCCUGCUUCAUUCCACCACAACCAUCCUCUCCACCCUGGGGCACCUGGAACAGCUGCAGCAUCCCAGAACCUGCCUCUGUCCACGUCACCCGCUGCAGUGCCACCCCCACAUUAUCACACACACAUGCGCAUGAGUGCCUCUCCAUGCUAAAGACAGGGAGAAGAGAAAGUUCAAAGAGAUCAAGUUCUGUUUUUUUAACUGAAGUAAUGCAUAAACAGCAACAAAGAGAGAGUUUGAAGUAAUAGUAUAGUUUUUUAUGCAAAAAGGAAGAAUAAAAAUCAUGUUUGGAACAAGAGGCCUCUCUUUAAGAUUGAAUGUUGUUGUGAAAUUGUAGCAUAUUAAACAGCACAUGUACUGUAUCUAAUGAAAGUUAUUGCACAAUACUAAACACUUUGACAAUCUCGCACACCACAACUGAUGAUUGAUUUCUGCUUACAUGUAGAGCACAAAAGAGAACUGUAACUAUUGCCUUCUAAAUAUAAGAUAUUCUUAAACUUAAGUUAUUAUUUCUAAUCAUGGAAUCUGUGAAUUGUUAGUUUUAGUAUUAAUAUUAUUAUCAAAUGCUAAAGAAGGAAUUACUUAUGGUAUGGACAUGGUAUGGACAAAUAUGAAAUUAUGAGCAUAUUGUUUGCAUUUUGAAUAAGAGAGAUUCAUAAGCCUGAUCAUUUUUUAAAUAGUUUAGAAAUAUUGCG